AAAAAAAAAAAAAUGUCUUCUUUGAAUAGCCAAUUACAAAAUUUUAAAAAGUCCUUUAAGGCUAGCACUGACAUAGCCGUUAAACGUGCUGGCCAAGCAGUACCCAUCAAAGAAACUAAAACUUCCAUAGGAACUAUAGCAAAUAAUACAAAAGCUUCAUUUGAAUCUGUGAGUGGAAUAAAGAAAAGAAAGAAGACAACUGGUAAAUACUGGAGUAAUGUCAAUAAUAUCUCUCUUUUUUUAUAUUCAAAUAUCUGUUAGUUUAUUCACAACCUGCUAAUACGGGUACUGGCCAUCAUGCCAUGAGUCAGUUGUAUACAGUCAUUCAAUUUUUAAAAGAUAGUGAUGAUCCGCAAUCAGUCAUUAGUAUUGCCUCUCGUACUAAAGUAGACAUUUCUAAGAAUCAAAUGUUAUGGGAUAAAUUAGUGAAUAAUGAUAAAAUUGAAUUUGAUCCUGUUAACCAGACAUUUGCAUAUAAACCUACAUAUCAAAUUAGAAGCAAAGAAGAUUUGUUAGAAUUAUUAAUCCAAAAAAAGAAUGAAGGUGGCAUGGAUUAUAAAGACUUGAAGGACUCUUAUUCCAAAUUAAGUAAUGCAGUUGAAGAAUUAGCGACAGAAGGACAGAUAUUGGUUGUUAGAAAUAAAGAUGGAAAUCCUCGUGUAUUAUUUCAUAAUGAUGCGCAAUAUAAUACAACUAUUGAUCCUGAAUUUAAAAAGAUGUGGUCUGAAAUCUCCAUCCCGGACGAAACAGAUUUGCCAAAAGCACUUGAAACUGCAGGCUUGAAAACAAUGGAAGUAUUUGAAAAGAAAGUUACAUCAGAGACAAAGCCAAAGAGAUCAAAGACAAGAAAUAAGAGAAUUAAGAUUACAAAUACUCACUUGUCUCAUAUUGAUUUAUCAAAGGACUAUGUGCCUGCUCAUAAAAAAUAAAAAUUAU
Molecule: messenger RNA, 936 nt
Organism: Cokeromyces recurvatus
Lineage: Eukaryota; Fungi; Mucoromycota; Mucoromycetes; Mucorales; Mucoraceae
Exons: 4
Coding region: 303-929 (208 amino acids)
Biological process (GO): transcription initiation at RNA polymerase II promoter
Cellular component (GO): transcription factor TFIIE complex
Source: RefSeq, a predicted model, not a curated record